Messenger RNA from Lepisosteus oculatus (spotted gar), 1299 nucleotides. RefSeq names its product MKRN2 opposite strand protein. NCBI's taxonomy places the organism in Eukaryota, Metazoa, Chordata, Actinopteri, Semionotiformes, Lepisosteidae. The record is from RefSeq and is a predicted model, not a curated record.
CUCAGUGUGUCCGCGGCUGCUCCAAAUGGAGAAGGCAGUUAUCAAAUUCCACCACUGUGACAAGGACAUUUACUGUUUUUUCGUCCCAGAGAACUGCCCCGUGUGCGGCGAAAGUCUGAGCUGCCGGCGGUUUGAAGAGGCACCGGUAAGCAUCCCUAGUCCCUUCGCGGGCGGACAGAGAGCCAAGUGCUCGUUCCUCGUCAAGCCCACGACAGGGGAAUUUCUCAGAGAGUAUGACGGAAGAUCAGAUCUUCACGUUGGAAUCACCAACACUAAAGGUGUAGUUUAUAACUACAAUGAGACUGGCAUCUGUAGAGAUGAGCUGGGGUGGGAUCAGUCUGUCAGUGUUCCCCUGGUCCAGCCUGACAUGUACAGUUUGAUAAAUCAGUGGGAUUGCUACCUGGAGCAGUUCUCUUCCGCAGAGAUGUGGCAUUCACAAAGAUACAAUGAAACAGAGCACAACUGCUAUACAUAUGCUCUCACAUUUAUCAACUGUGUGCUGGCCACACAGGGAAAGAGCAGCCUGAGCAAGACUGAAUUCACAGAAAAGUUUGUUCUUCCAAGAACCAAGAGAGCUUCCAGGUACAUCACCCUCUACCAGGAAAUUUCUGAAAACUAUUUUUACAUCGUGGAUGGUUCUCAGAAAGAAGGAGAUGACACCAGCUACGUCUGAACCUGCUUGACUCAGAGUGGUUCACUGAAAACAUAAAUGGCCUGAUUUGAAAAACAUUUGGCUAAUUGAAAGGUGAGGGAAAUUUUGUCCUUCAAUUUUGACACCAGGCCACCAGCUGCUCCAUCACACGUGCUUUAAGUGUUUUUUUUUCCCACAUCAGGAAUUUUAUGUUACUGUAUUUACAGUUUGUAAAAUGGUACAUGUAUAUGGAAUUAAUUAGUUUUUGAUGCCUUUUCUCUCUCUGAAGGCCAUUGCAAUAUUAGGAAUUUUACUGUAUAUAAAUUACAGGGCAAGAGGUGUGUGACUUGAUUGAGGUUUGAGUGCAUGUGAUGGAAUUUCUUCACAAUACUGUAAGAAGUAUGCAGAAUUCAGUUUAUUUUUCAAUGGUUCUGUGACACCAUUUGAUAACUGUGGUUUUCUGCUGAGCUUCAGAAACAUGUAGAAGUAAAAGGCUGGAUACUGCAGCUUCCAUUGUCAAGCAGAAAGAGCAGCUGAAAUGAAGACACAAUGCAGUUGUGCUAGGAUGCACAGAGAGCUCUGAGCCGGGUCACUUUUUAAUUUGUCAUUCAAAAAUGUUCAAACUGUUCAGAAUAAAAUCAUACAUGUACCUGGAUGGGAGACCUCCU